Molecule: messenger RNA, 2402 nt
Organism: Wasmannia auropunctata (little fire ant)
Lineage: Eukaryota; Metazoa; Arthropoda; Insecta; Hymenoptera; Formicidae
Exons: 9
Coding region: 292-1740 (482 amino acids)
Source: RefSeq, a predicted model, not a curated record
UUACGCAUUUUACGCGCGCAGCAGCGGCACGGCACACAGCUGACGGCGGCGAGAUGUCGGCACGUCAAUGAUCCCGCGUCGAGUGAGAGCGACACUCCACGUCUAUUUGUGUUUUUUUUCGCGACCGCGAAACAGCUCCGGGAUACGAGGACGAUGAUACACAGACGCGGGACCGUUCGGCUCUUAUUCGCGUGAGAUGCGCGAAAAUACCGGGGUUCGCACGACGACGACGACGACGGCGCGAUACGAGUAAAUAACGUACAGGGACCGAGUACCCGCCUCGUCGCCGCGAUGCCGCCGAGUCGCCUGGACGCGGUCUACCGGAGCAUCCUGCUCACGAAGUUCUUCACGAAGGGCUGGGGCAAUCCGCAGAAUCUGCGAAGAAUUUUUGAAUUCAGGAAAGUUAUCGCAAAUCGGGAAGCGUGCUACAACAUGAUACCUUUUGACUACCCGAUAGAGAUAACAAAAGAUGAAGUCUGGUCGGACUGUCAUAUAAUCGAGGGUCGAUUCGAAUCGCCAUUUGAGAAGCAUCUUCCAGGGAUAAUGCCAGAUAAGGCCAAGAUGGCUUACUUUCAGAUGGUCUUACCACCCAAAUGGAGCUCUCAUAAGACAAAGCCAAUUUGUUUGCAUCUUGCGGGAACGGGCGAUCACUUUUUUUGGCGACGUAGAAAUCUUAUCGCUAAACCGCUACUCAAGGAAUCUGGAAUUGCGUCGAUACUGUUGGAGAAUCCAUUUUAUGGGCUGAGAAAGCCAGAUGAUCAAAAACGGUCCAGUUUACACAAUGUGUGCGACAUUUUCAUUAUGGGAGGCUGCCUGAUAAUGGAAUCGAUUGUUUUGUUAAACUGGUGCGAACACCAUGGGUUUGGUCCGUUGGCUCUCACUGGAUUGUCGAUGGGUGGACAUAUGGCAUCCUUAGCGGCCACCAACUGGCCGAAGCCAAUCUCACUAGUACCUUGUCUGUCGUGGUCAACUGCUUCGCCCGUAUUUACGGAAGGGGUAAUGAGCGCAUCGAUAAAUUGGGCACUAUUGGAAACGCAAUACUUUUCGGACGAAGUAUAUCAAAAUGAUCUCGCAAAAAUGGUGAAGAUUAUCGAUCACGACGAUGCCUUUUUAGCUGGCCAACAUUUUGCAAAGCACUUUCCUGCGAGCAUGAAGAGGGUAGAUAAAUUGAGAGACGAGUCUACAGAAAGCAACGAAGACAAUAAUACUGCGGGUGAUACUGCAAUUAGUACAAAUUCUGUCGAUAAUCCUAGCAAUAACGUUUCCACCGUACCCAAAAAUAACGGCAGUCAGUUGCAAUAUCAAAUUGCAGAAGAGAAGGCGGCGGCCAAAAUAUUCCCCCUGAAUCUGAUUUCCAACAGAUUCAAAUCGAAGGAUCCCAAUGCUCUCAAAGGCGUUUGCUUGUUGCCAGUGCCGAAGCAUCCGCUGUUUUCAGACAACAAAUGGCGCGAGCACGAGGCGCUGCAAUUUAUGCGCGGCAUAAUGGACGAGUGCACACACCUGAAGAACUUUGAAGUGCCCGUUGACACUGAAUUGAUCAUUGCCGUCUGCGCCAAGAACGACGCUUACGUACCGCGAGAUCAUUGCAUGAGCCUGGAAACGAUAUGGCCGGGAGCUGAGAUUCGUUACAUCGACGCUGGACAUGUCAGCGCGUACCUUCUUCAUCAGAAAGUCUUCAGAUCCACAAUAGCGGAAUGUAUCAAACGAUCUUUGAAGAAGUAUCCUACAGAGGUCAGUUGAUCUCCCGGCAAAUUUGACUACAAAUAUUUCGUACAUUAUUUAGGGAUUGUCUUAAAUUUGAUUAGUCUUGAUUAGAUUAAAUUUGAUAGACGGAAUAUUUUCCGAGUUUGUGAUCGACUAUAUUUUUCUACGCUUAAGGAGGAUCUCUGUGUGCGCACGUGUGAUCUAUUUUAAAAUCUUGGUAAUUGUCUGCUACAAAAGAGUACAAUUGUCCAGUCAAUUUAAUCGAGUAUAAUAAUUGAUGUUUAUCAUUAGCGCAUAUAGUACGAGCUAGUUGCCAAUAAAAAAAAUGUUCCUACAAUAAAACAAUAAUACAUGUGACACAAUAGAUGUGAAGGUUUGACGCACAUGUACAGGAUAUUCCGUUUUAAUUCAAAAGAAUUAAAUUAUAAACACGUAAACUAAGUGGAAAGGAAAAAAAACGUCUCAAACAAAAAUUGCUUGGUUUCAGGAAGACAAAAAAUAGCGAUUUUAACUUGAGCUUGAAUGAUACAUCUUCAAGAUCACACUAAUAGCUGUUAUUUGUUAAAGUGAAACAAUAUAAAUUUUUGUAAUAUACUUGAUAUACUUAAGUAAUAUUCCGUGAUGUUUUGUACAUAUAAAUAUAAAGCUAAUGUCAUCCUUAUAAAAAUAAAUAUUUUAUAGGCAGUAUAUCAAAAUUU